CGUGGCAGAGCACAACAACGUCCGUCAGAAUGGGACUCUGUAAAUGCGCGAAGAAGACUAUAACAAAUCAGUUCUGCUUUGAACACAGGGUCAAUGUCUGCGAGCACUGUAUUGUUGAUGAACAUCCGACAUGUGUUGUUCAGUCCUAUCUAAAGUGGUUAGAUGACAGCGAUUACAAUCCAGUGUGCCGGAUAUGCGAUGACCAGUUGGCUGCAGGGGAUUGCAUACGGCUUGUGUGUUAUGAUGUCUUUCAUAAGGAGUGCUUGAAUGACUGGGCCAGCCGCAUGGCUCCAAACACAGCCCCUGCAGGAUACAAGUGUCCAGUAUGUUCCUCGCCUGUAUUUCCCGCCCCAAAUUUAGUGUCGCCUGUUGCUGAUCGUCUACGAGAGACGAUUUCCAUCUAUCCCUGGGCACAGACUGGCCUGGGCUUGCCUUUGAUUAAAGAAACACAAAAUGAGGGAACAUACCAUCAAGAUUGGAGUGCUGUCAAUGGCAGUGUCAUCUCUGAGUCUGAGAGUCAGGACAGUGCCAAUGUUGACCCCUCCUUAUUGGCAAAUAAGAAGCCAAAGACGGAAACAUUUAGACCGCAGACUCCGAUUCAUUCCCAAGGACUAAGCAGCAAUACCAGUGCUGUGAGCGGAAAUAGCAACAAUAGUGUUCGUGUCACAUCCAUGGAAGACCCUCUAGUCACUCCUUCACAGUAUAGAGGUGAAGGCCAUAGUAAUUUAAGUAGUGUUGUACGUAAAGGCUCUUCCUCAGAGACACGCCUCUUAUUUAACACUGAUGGUGACGCUGAUGAUGAGGAAAACAAGUAUAAGAGAAGAUCAGCUAUUGAAUGGUUUAGCAGGUGGUGGAGAACAAUGAGCCGUCCAUCAUCGCGACACCACCAAAGGCUGCUUGGAGGAAGUCGACGAAUGGUCAUGAUCCUUGUCCUAUUGGCUGGUGCCACCCUGCUUGUGAUCCUGUCAUACUUUAGCCAUGGAGCAUCUGAUGACGAUCCUCUCUUAGAUCCUUUCAAUAACCCAAAUAUUCGUAUUGAGGGAGAGUAAGUUUGUAGCUGGUGGUGGUUUUCUGAAUGCAGAAGUGUAGGUAUACUAAAACUACACCUCUGUUGGGACAAUUAUUAGCCAAAAGUGUCCUUUCAGUACUAAAAUUUGUAUGAUUUUUAGUUGCUGUUAUAUGAUAAAACAGGAAAAAAUAUUAGAGACAUUUUGUAACCAUAGACCCACUUUUUUUUUUUUUUUUUUUUGGGGGGGGGGG
Penaeus indicus is the source of this 1260-nucleotide messenger RNA. Its product is annotated as zinc finger protein-like 1. Lineage: Eukaryota; Metazoa; Arthropoda; Malacostraca; Decapoda; Penaeidae. The record is from RefSeq and is a predicted model, not a curated record. The transcript has 6 exons. Bases 30 to 1049 code for a protein of 339 amino acids. Gene Ontology annotation, cellular component: Golgi apparatus.